Centruroides sculpturatus (bark scorpion) is the source of this 1122-nucleotide messenger RNA. Its product is annotated as GPN-loop GTPase 3-like. The record is from RefSeq and is a predicted model, not a curated record. The transcript has 10 exons. NCBI's taxonomy places the organism in Eukaryota, Metazoa, Arthropoda, Arachnida, Scorpiones, Buthidae. Gene Ontology annotation, molecular function: GTPase activity. The coding region runs from base 1 to 1122 and encodes 373 amino acids.
AUGAGUUCAGUAAAUAAAUUUUGGUAUCAGUACCAGUACAUAGUAAAUGAUUCAACAUACUGCAGUACAAUAGUGAAGCAUGCUCAAGAUGAGGGACGACAGAUAAACGUUGUUAAUUUGGAUCCCGCUGCUGAAUAUUUUGAUUAUGAGAUGGUAGCAGAUAUAAGAGAAUUGAUACAUGUUGAUGAUGUAAUGGAGGAUGAGGAGUUGAGGUUUGGGCCAAAUGGAGGUCUUAUUUAUUGUAUGGAAUAUUUAGUUCAGAAUUCUGACUGGCUUGAAGAACAACUUGUCGACGAGGAGGAUUCAUAUACAUUAUUUGAUUGUCCUGGUCAGAUAGAAUUAUACACACAUUUAGACAUUAUGCGAAAAUUAGUGGACAUGCUUCAUAGUUGGGAUUAUCAAAUCUGUGGCGUCUACAUCCUCGAUUCACAGUUCUUAAUCGAACCCUCGAAAUUUCUUUCCGGUGUUUUGACAGCGUUGUCAGCAAUGGUUAGUUUGGAGAUUCCCCAUGUAAAUGUAUUGAGCAAGAUCGAUCUGUUAAACAAGAGAGGUAGAAAAAUGCUUUACAGGUUUUUAGAGCCUGACGUCAAUUUAUUACUCGAUGAAGAUUCUGCAUCUACGAGAUGGAGUGAAAAGUAUAAACGUUUAAGCGAGACAAUAGGAAAAGUGAUAGAUGAUUAUAGUUUAGUAAAAUUCCAGCCCCUCAACAUUAAAGAUGAAGAGAGUAUUUAUGAUUUGUUAUUUUCCAUUGACAAUGCAAUUCAGUAUGGGGAAGGUCUAGACGUGAAAGUAAAGGUGAGAACAUUGGAAAGCAUUUUUUAUCAUAACUUAAUUUUAAACACAGUUCUUUUAUUGUUUUUAGAGCCUGACGUCAAUUUAUUACUCGAUGAAGAUUCUGCAUCUACGAGAUGGAGUGAAAAGUAUAAACGUUUAAGCGAGACAAUAGGAAAAGUGAUAGAUGAUUAUAGUUUAGUAAAAUUCCAGCCCCUCAACAUUAAAGAUGAAGAGAGUAUUUAUGAUUUGUUAUUUUCCAUUGACAAUGCAAUUCAGUAUGGGGAAGGUCUAGACGUGAAAGUAAAGGAUUUUGCAGAAUACGGUGACGAUGACGACGAUGACAGCUGA